GCGUGAGGGGUGUGGCCAGCACUGGGGGCGGGGCUAGGCCAAGAUCGCUCUAGAAGGGGCAAACGAGAUGGGGCCUGCGAGUGGGGAUACGGUUUCCCUUUGGGGGCGUGGCUUGCGGGUCCUCGCUUUCCCGCCGACGGUUGGUCGCGUCACGUGACAUGGGUUGGAAGAUGGCGUCUCCCACAGAGGGGACGGAUCUGGAAGCAUCUUUAUUAAGUUUUGAAAAACUUGAUCGUGCCUCACCAGAUCUUUGGCCAGAGCAAUUACCAGGUGUUGCUGAAUUUGCAGCUUCUUUCAAAAGUCCUAUUACUAGCUCGCCACCCAAAUGGAUGGCUGAAAUAGAACGUGAUGAUAUUGACAUGUUGAAAGAACUGGGGAGCCUCACCACAGCUAAUUUGAUGGAGAAGGUACGAGGCCUACAGAACCUGGCCUAUCAGCUGGGGCUAGAUGAGUCCAGAGAAAUGACCCGGGGAAAAUUCCUCAACAUUCUAGAGAAACCCAAGAAGUAGCCCAGCUUGUGGACGGGAUGUCCCAGGGGCUGGAACCACGCUCCGCUCCCAGUGCAGCUCUGAUGAUGCGCACCUCACUGCUUCCUGGCGAGAGGCUGGAGGGUGCUCCUCCAGGGCUGACCCUCUCCCCUGUUCCUGGUACUCUGCGCUCUGAGGACAUUCGGCAGCAAGAGAAGAAUCUGUUCUACCCAAGGAUCAAUGCAGUUAUUCAGUCAGCUUCCAGACUUUGACCAUCUCCACCUCAGAUGCUGGUAACACCAGAGGGCAUAUCAUUCUUAAAGGUCAAAGUCCUGCUUUCUCGUUUCUGGAAGUGAUUCAGGAGCCCCAGGAUCUUACAGUUGAUUUGAUUCAGUGAUGGCAAAGUCCGUUGUGACAGUGAUUGCAUGAGUUGUACUUGAUCUCUUAGGGAGUAUUUAUGAUGCAAGGAGCCCAGAGACCAAUUAGAUUCUGGACCAGACCAUGCAGGUUGACCUGUGAACUCUCCAGUAUAUACUAGGUUCUAAGAAUCCCCAGCUGGAGAAACCAGAAUCUUCUAGAAAUGAUGCCUGCUUUUAAAAUUCUACACCUCUCAUGGUAGUCCCAUACCCUAAGCCUCCCAUUCCCUACCUCCUAGCUCCCACCAUCCAUGCUGACUCCAGAGAAGGGGAUCCUUGCAUGUCAAGUCCCUCCUGGGAGUAGUUUGUGUAGUGAAAGGCCGUGCACAGUUGCAUUAGACCUCAAGACCAAUUUAAAGGUGACAGAAAGGACUUUUGAGUUCUAGUUAAGCUGUUACAGAUUCAAGCGAGACAGUUAGUAUGGCCUGAAGAUAGGAAAAGGGGGUUGACUGGAGGAGUUUGAUUUAAUUAACAACUAGAAACUCUGAUGGACCUUACAGGAAUGUGCGUGCUGUCAGAU
Messenger RNA from Myotis brandtii (Brandt's bat), 1403 nucleotides. It is a transcript of the gene LIN52, whose product is annotated as lin-52 DREAM MuvB core complex component. Gene Ontology annotation, cellular component: DRM complex. Gene Ontology annotation, biological process: regulation of DNA-templated transcription. The transcript is spliced from 6 exons. The record is from RefSeq and is a predicted model, not a curated record. NCBI's taxonomy places the organism in Eukaryota, Metazoa, Chordata, Mammalia, Chiroptera, Vespertilionidae. Bases 159 to 509 code for a protein of 116 amino acids.